AUGGCGAUCUGCGCCCACCUUCUCAUAGCAGCCACAGUGCUGCUUGACUGCACGUCGGUCCUCGCCCUGGUCGCCUCAUCCGACCACCAGUCGUUUGACCACAUCCCGCGAUGGGACUUCUGGACUCCAUUUGUCGACCGUGUCCACUUCACUGGCCAAUACCUCUCCUCGCAGCCAGGUGGCCUCCGUCAGAAACGUCAGAGUUUUGAGCCGGUCGACCUCUUCGAGCUGCGGGAUGGCGAGUCGUCGACUAAUAAACUGCUGUAUGGCAGCGUGCUGCUGGAUCCGAUUUUCAUACCGGAUCCGAGGACGAACAAGGCAGUUCUGGCGGCUUUCGAAGCGGCUGUGACGUCAAUCAAGACCCACGCAAACGUCCACGUCUCGCCGGAGAUCAACGUUGCACAGGCCACUGUGUUCCCACUCAAGGUCACAGGAGAUAACGGCUAUUCCGAGAUGCUGAUUUUGCAAGACACAGUGGAUGCCAGGGGCCAAAGGUACCGCUUUUCGAGCCAAGUGACAUUCGGGUUCAACUUCCACCUCACGCUAGAAGACGCCAAGUUUAAUCUAAAGCACCGCGUCGUAGUGGCACUAGAUCGCGAAGCAGAGCACAAUGUGUUCAUGCACACAUAUGCACCGCUGAAGCAAUUGCCCGAUGUUGAAACAGCUGGCGAUGCAAAGUGCGACGUCCAUCGCGGAGACGAGUGCUCACGUGUAGCGCCAGGACCGCGAAUCCUGUCGUACAACGUGUGGAACACAAAUCCGUCUUCGGACGUGUACGGUUUCGGACGCCGAUGGGAUCAGUAUACGAAGCGGCUGGACCAUCUCGUCGGCUUCAUCAAGGAGGCAAAGGCUGGCAUCAUUGGGCUCCAGGAAGUGCGCUACGACGGCGUCUUCGGGGGCCCUGGAAAUCACGCUCAGGUGAAGCAUCUCGCCGACCGGUUGCCAGGGUAUCAGUACGUCUACCAGGCAGCGAUGAGCUAUUUGAACUCGAGGAUGCCUCACGAACGCAUUGAAGAGGGGCCGGCCAUACUGUCGAAGUACCCAAUCGUUGCGACUGACUACUUAUUGCUCAGUCGCGACCCGAACGACCCAAAUGACUCGCACCAGCGGUUGUGCCUUCACGCGGUAAUUGAUUAUCCGCGUUGGGGCAUCAUUGACGUCUACGUGACCCACUUGUCGCUGAGCGAGCGAUUGAGAGAGCAGACGAAAGUCGAGAUCUGGAAGUACAUGCGUCAAGGUCAGGGCAAAACCCAAGUGUUGCUUGGUGAUCUGAACUCAGAGCCGCAGUCGUUAGGAAUCCGUUUCCUCAGUGGUAUCAGUGAGCUGCUUGGCGAAACGACGGACAUGAAGGACGCGUGGCUGGAGGUGCAUGAAGAAGCCGAGCCUCGGUCGACGGACGUGGGCGACCGCCAGCACAAGUUCACUUUCCCCAGUGACAACCCGUCCAAGCGGAUUGACUUUGUUUUGUAUCGAGGUGACGGUCAGGUAAAAGAGUGCGAGAUCGUCGGUCAGGCACCUACUGAAGACACCAAGGACUUUCCACAAGAUGUCGGGAUGUUGCACGCAGCCAGUCCAGUGUAUGCAUCUGAUCACCGCGGCGUCGUUGUUGAGUUCAGCUGA
This is a messenger RNA of Hyaloperonospora brassicae, 1620 nucleotides long. Lineage: Eukaryota; Oomycota; Peronosporomycetes; Peronosporales; Peronosporaceae. The record is from the annotation of a GenBank genome assembly.